This is a messenger RNA of Triplophysa rosa, 4480 nucleotides long. It is a transcript of the gene wdr26a, whose product is annotated as WD repeat domain 26a. Bases 339 to 2087 code for a protein of 582 amino acids. The record is from RefSeq and is a predicted model, not a curated record. Lineage: Eukaryota; Metazoa; Chordata; Actinopteri; Cypriniformes; Nemacheilidae. Gene Ontology annotation, biological process: proteasome-mediated ubiquitin-dependent protein catabolic process. The transcript has 14 exons. Gene Ontology annotation, cellular component: GID complex. Gene Ontology annotation, molecular function: protein binding.
UUGCAGCUGUUCUCUGACAAACAAUAACAAGAGCGGUGAGCGAGCGAGUCCGUUGCGUACGUAAUCAAGCUGAAAUCGAGCCUGAAGUGCGUCUCGACUCUGACAUUGCCGUCGAGGAAACUCUGGCCUCCGCUUCCUCCUCCUCCGACUCGGAAACCGGCGGAGCUUCGCCGCCCCCGCGGAAGAAAAGCCGAGGCUCGGCGGCGGAGGGAGCAGGAGAGAGCGGGGCGUCUGCUGCCGGGAUCACGGGCCUCUCUGCGGCUGCUCUCCCAACCCCCCACCGACGCUCAUCUGUCCACUUUAAUAACAGACCCGACGUUUUAAACGCCUUUCGUAACAUGCAGGCCAACGGGACAGGAGGACAAGAGCCGGAGGCGCAGUUGUCCUGUCGGAACGGAGAGUCGUCGACCUCCGCCGCGGGUGCUGUGCACUCGAACGGUCUGCUGUCCGCCGCUAAUAACGGGCUGCCGUCCACCGAGAGUCCGACCUCCGAUGCCGGCCUAAAGAAGAAGAAACGACUGUCACAGGCCGACGAGGAUGUGAUCAGACUCAUAGGACAACAUUUACACGGGUUAGGACUCAAUCAAACCGUGGACCUGUUGAUGCAGGAAUCCGGAUGUAGACUUGAGCAUCCUGCUGCCACCAAAUUCCGGAAUCAUGUGAUGGAGGGAGAGUGGGAAAAGGCUGAGAGUGACCUCAAUGAGCUGAAAGCACUGAUGCUUUCACCCAGCGCUGUUGUGCGGAUGAAAUUCUUGCUACUGCAGCAGAAGUAUUUGGAGUAUCUGGAGGAUGGGAAGGUUCUGGAGGCUCUACAGGUGCUCAGAGCCGAACUCACCCCUCUCAAGUACAACACCGAACGGAUCCACAUCCUCAGCGGGUACCUGAUGUGCAGUCAUUCUGAUGAUCUGCGUGCUAAGUCUGAAUGGGAGGGGAAAGGGAUGGUCUCGCGAUCCAAACUCCUCGACAAACUACAGACGUACUUGCCUCCGUCUGUGAUGCUGCCGCCCCAUCGUCUGCAGACUCUGUUGCGUCAGGCGGUGGAGCUGCAGAGAGAUCGCUGUCUGUACCAUAACACCAAACUGGACAGUGGGCUGGACUCGGUGUCUUUGCUCAUAGACCAUGUGUGCAGCAGGAAACAGUUCCCCUGCUACACCCAGCAGAUUCUGACCGAGCACUGCAAUGAAGUCUGGUUCUGUAAAUUCUCCAACGAUGGCACCAAACUGGCCUCGGGAUCCAAAGACACAACAGUCAUAAUAUGGCAGGUUGAUCCUGAAACUCACCAGCUCAAGCAGCUGAAGACUCUAGAGGGUCAUGCCUAUGGGGUUUCCUAUCUGGCCUGGAGUCCCGAUGACAUGUAUCUGAUAGCCUGUGGCCCAGACGACUGCUCUGAGCUCUGGCUCUGGAACGUCCAGACGGGGGAACUGAGAACCAAAAUGAGCCAGUCCCAUGAAGACAGCUUGACCAGUGUGGCCUGGAACCCAGACGGCAAGCGUUUCGUUACCGGAGGUCAGAGAGGCCAGUUCUAUCAGUGUGAUCUGGAUGGAAAUCUGUUGGACUCGUGGGAAGGUGUCCGUGUGCAGUGCCUGUGGUGUCUGAGCGACGGCAGAACAGUGCUGGCCUCUGAUACACACCAGCGCAUCCGCGGAUACAACUUUGAAGAUCUGACUGACAGGAACAUCGUUCAAGAGGAUCACCCCAUAAUGUCCUUCACAGUGUCAAAGAACGGAAGAUUAGCUCUGUUAAAUGUUGCCACUCAGGGAGUUCAUCUGUGGGACCUCCAGGAUCGCGUGUUAGUCAGGAAGUAUCAAGGUGUGACUCAGGGCUUCUAUACCAUCCACUCCUGCUUUGGCGGAUAUAACGAAGACUUCAUUGCGAGCGGUAGUGAAGACCACAAAGUUUACAUCUGGCACAAACGUAGCGAGCUUCCCAUAGCCGAGCUGACGGGUCACACUCGCACGGUGAACUGCGUGACCUGGAACCCUGCGCUCCCGGGCCUGAUGGCCAGCGCUUCAGAUGACGGCACUGUAAGAGUCUGGGGUCCUGCCCCUUUUCUGGACUCUCAGGAGACAGAAGUGCUAAAUGGGUGAUGACAUGCGUCCGCUAAAAUCUCAGCCAGCUAAGCCACUUCCGCUCUCAUAGGGCUGAGUAAUUUGUCACCAAGUGAUAAAGAUAUGUUUACAAAAAAACGUUCACGCACUACAGCUCAGCAUCAGUGAGUGCCUCUGUAAUCAAGCCUCAAGUAAGUGCAAAAGUUUACUUUGUGUUUUAUAAUAUUUGUACGGAUAGCCUGAAGCCUUUCCCCUUUUUGGGUAUCGAUGUAUGAUGUAGUGUUUGAAUAAUUUGACUCUCGUCAUUGACCGUAAUCCUAGGUGCAUCUUGAGUGAAAAUGUCAUUGUUCCCUAUGGACGCUACGUGCACUGGAUGUAACUGGGCGGACUGAGACAAAAUGCAGAAGCAAUCGUGCAUAGAGUCUAUUAGUCAACCUUUAUUGAUGAAAUGUGUGCAAAUACUUAAUUUUGUUUUAAAACGUAUGACAGCACAACCGUAAUAAUGAAAUAUAAUUGGUUAAGUGUAUUUGCUAUUUGUUUUGUUGAUUAAAUGGGAGCAAUCUAGUUUUGUUGCGUCGCAAUGUGUUUCUAGCAUUUCUAUCUUAGACUGGGAUAUCCGAAUUAGGGAAUGGGAUAUUUGGGUAAAAUUCUCUACCUCUUCUCUCAAGUAGAAUGCAAUAGCAUGGACAGUUGAUGUUGACCCUGGAGCAGAUGUCCACUUUGGAAAAUUUACAGUGGGACACACUAUAGACUUUCUGAAUGAAGAAUGAUGAAAAUAAAGUAAACGCAACAGCAGAUGGAUGUUUUUUCUGGCGGUUUCACAUCCCCCACCCUCAGCGGGGCGGCAGCUUUAGUAGUGAGAGAUGCCAUUUCACUCGAAUAAAAUGAAGCUGGCUGCUGCCCUUCACCAUCUGACUUCAGACCCGCGUGGCACCGCGAAUUGGUCACGCCUCACCGAGGACACGCCCACCUCGGUCUAAGCUUUCUACACUGCAUCCUGAGUGGACGACUGCCUCCUGAACCCACACGCACACAAACAAACGCCAUUCAAAUUAUUUAUUGCGGCUUUAAUUUAUUAAUGUGAACGAAUCAAGGCCUCAGGCCCGCUUUUUGUUCUGUACAAUAUUCACUCAAUGAGCAGACAAAAAAAGUUAUUCUGGCAUGUGUGAACUCCAAUCAUGUCCGGCCAUAAAAUUUGAGCGGAACAGUGAUGUGGUCUCAAAAGACAUCCACAUUGACGGAGGUGAACAAAUCAUAUCUUAUAUUUUUCAGCAUGAACUUGUGCGCCCUUUUAGCCACCUCUGUGAUAAUGUAUGCUUGAACAUAUCUUCACCCGCAGAGAUAUACGAUAUUGUUUUCGUUUUCCUCCACAAAUUUUAAACGACUGAAUUUACAGCCAUUUUUUAACAGCUAGAUAUCAUUCUUUCGUUUAGAUUAGAAGAACCCAGACGUGACCCCAGCUGCAGUUUUUUUUCCCUCUGUCAUUGAUUACGGUACUGUAUUCUAUUACUCUGUAAUGUUUAUGGUCAUUUUGAGAGGGGAGAGAUUUGCUAGAGGUGAUGAAUUAUUCUUCUUUAUACUUGAGAUGAGCUGACAUAGUCGUCGCAAUGGAAUUUUGGUAACAGGGUUGAAAACUAACCCACAAGAGAGUCCGAGCCAUGUCUGAGUCAAUGGAGGCCUGCUUAGACUUACAGCAUGCUAUGCAUUCUGCUUACAACAAACAAAUGAGCUAAUCUCAUGUUCUAGAUUAACACCACAUGUAAAUAAAGGCCUUCCGUGUGCAUACUUUGCUAUUGUAAGUGGCUAAUAGGUGUUUCUAAGGUCAUUUUUGCAGUGAAUGUAUAGGCUCCUACUCUUGGAGAGAUGCUUGGGAAUUAAGAAUCGAAAGUUUUGGAUCAUGUUAAAUGUGUUGUUACGAUAAGUACAGUAUGCCAGCACGUGGAAUGGACUACCAAAUAUGUUUGGUCUAUUUUCGAUUAUGUUCGUUCCCCUGCCAUUCCACCGCGAUUGUAUUCCCCUAUUUGGUCCUCAGUGGUCUCGUUCCCUUUUUUCACAUUAUCGCAUUCAUUUCUUGACAUUUUUAUGUUUUUUUUAUUGUUUUUGGAUAUGUAUAUGAAUACUCAUCGCUUAUGUUUUUCAUAGUUUUAUUCGCUUUUAUUUUGAGUUGAUUUAUAAUUUGUUUCGCUCCUUUAUCGCUUUUCCUUAUGAUCGUAUAUAAAAGAUGUCUUGGCAAGUGGCCUCUUAACAGCUUUUUCUAUUUGUGAAUUUCUUAUACUUUCGAACCUUAUUACGCAUUACUACACGCAUGUGUACCAUAUAAUAAUUGAGGUAUUCAGAGUGUUGUAGGCUUUCAAUCGAGCGAAAGAAACUUUACCUUCUUUGAUUUUCUCAUGUAAUGACUUUUCUUCACACACACAUAUAUAUAUAUAUAU